CCCGACCCGCUAACGGAUAGUGAAAGUGAAAGAUGGCGGCUUUGGCAAUGGCGAUGGGGAUGGGGAUGGCGGUCAUCCCCCGGGUGGCCCAGCCGCCGGCUGGCGCGCGGUGCGUCUCCGUCCGCGCGGCUGCGCCUCCGCGGCAGCAGCGCUCGUCCCGGCCGCCACCAAGGAACCGCGGCCCUCCACCGCAGAACCGCCGGCGCGGGCCGCCGCCCAGGCUCCGCGACGACGACGGCGACGACCAGGGUCCGCCCGGUAGGCGUGGCUCUCCUGGCGCGCCCAGCCGCCACCACCAGGGCCGCGGGCCGCCGAGGGGCUCAGCCGGCCGGCCGCCGCCCAGGGGGCAAUCCGGCCGCGCGCCGCCGACAGACAUGGCCCGCUCGCCCGUCGUCGCUCUGCGGCGGGAGGAGGAGGAGUUCGACGACGAGGCGGGGUACAGGGAAUACGACGAGGAGGAUGAGGAGGAGGGGGAGGGGAGGUUCGCUGGGGGGACACGGUCCGGCGGCGCCAUGCCCAAGCCGCCCGCCGGCUUCGUCCUCGACGACCAGGGCCGGUGCAUCGCCGCCGCCUCCAAGCGCAUCGUCACCAUCAUUGAUGACGCGAACAAUCGUCCAUUGGAGUGCAUAAUCAGGAGAGUUUUCAGCAGCACCCAGGAUCAUGAAUGCUUGCUUCUCUGCCCGGUCGACAUGCCUGUGCAGGUGCUCAAGAGCACAAACUUCAGCGGCUGGAUCGCUGUUGACGAUGACCAGAUUAAGCAGAUCAUUCCAUCGGUUGCGUACGCCCUCGCUAGAGUGCAUAUGCACUUUGUAGAAAGCGGAUUCUGCUACACAGCACGGGGUGGCUUCUGCUUUCCUGAAGAUGCCAUCCAAGAAUUCCACGAUUCUAGUGGCGGUAGCGGGGAGGCACCUUUUGAAGGUGUAGAGAUUUGCAACUUCAACUUGGACGGUGCACACUAUAUGAUCUAUACACCAGUCGAUCCGCUUCUAUUCGUCGCAGUCAAGGACAAGGAUGGUGUGCUACGCAUUGCUGAAGAUGAUCUGAUGGACGACCCCAGCAUCGUGAGCGCCAUAGAUGAAGAGACGGAGUUCACGGCAUUGGUGGAGGAGGAGGAGGCCCUUCUCGAAUCAAUACUGCACGGCGACGAUGAUGUUAGCUGAUGCUUACUUGCAUGAUGAGAACGUGAGGAUACGUAGAUUGUAUGUUUGUGAGAACGAUUCUCUUUGGAGAAUGUGUUGUUAGAUCUCGCGUAGAGAGUACGCAUUUUGCAGGUAGGGAUGAUACACAUAUCGUUGGUGUUGUUGUAUGUGUUUGUAAAGCGAGUGUGGGUUAAGAAGAAGCUGCAGGUCUUCAAUUUGGAGGAUGUAAUGGUAGAUAGUUUUGUUUGCUUGUUAUGGCAGUGGCCCAUGGUGAAACAAAACAGACAUCAUUUGUCUAUGAGUUGGAGACAUCGAUGAAUGAGUGGAUUUAGUAGUA
Messenger RNA from Aegilops tauschii subsp. strangulata, 1476 nucleotides. RefSeq lists its product as uncharacterized. The record is from RefSeq and is a predicted model, not a curated record. Lineage: Eukaryota; Viridiplantae; Streptophyta; Magnoliopsida; Poales; Poaceae.